AUGCGCUCGCAAACUCACGCUGGUUGGACAAAGGCUAUUGACUUACUCCAUCUUCGAGCUUCUACAAGUCGUCGCCUCUCACCUACAAUACUUUUAAGACGACGAAGCGCCAUAUCUUGGCGAGGCAGACCAGACAACUUUCGCGACAACUACCGCAACCCCACCCUACAGCUUCUCGCAAGCUUUCUGAACGGACGCGUCGACAUGCCGGCGGAAAGGCAGGACACGUCCUUGAGCGCAUCAAGGUCGAAGAAGCGCAAGGCGGAUAAGGACCUGCAGAGAUACUAUGCUGUGCGCGUCGGUCUCCGGCCUGGUGUUUAUCUGACUUGGCUCGAAUGCCAGAAGCAGACUGCCGGCCAAAAAGGAGCACAAUACAAGUCCUUCUUCUCACGCGAAGAGGCCCAGGCCUUCGUGGAAGGCAAGUUCAUACCUAACCCAGCCGGUGAAAAGCCUGCCCCCCCAAGAUACUAUGCCGUCGCGCGUGGGAGCUUCACGGGCAUUUUCAACGACUGGGACACUGCUUCGUUGGCAAUUGCAGGAACCAAGGGACCCAAAUACAAGAGGUUUGACACCUACACGGGUGCUUUGGAGUUCAUCAGGCUAUGGGGCAACGAGGACACGAUUGCCGGCGCCGAGGCGGGUGCCCUGAACGCUGGCAUCAAGAUUGAGCCAAGGAAGCCCAUUAUUAGUGCCUCGACGAAGGUUACGGAGGUGAAGAAGGAGACGGAGGAGGAGACGAAACAAGAGAUACUGGACUUGCCGCAGAUUUAUACCGACGGAAGUUCUUUGGACAACGGCAAAUCCUACGCCAAGUCCGGCGUGGGCGUCUACUUUGGACCCAAUGAUCCUAGGAACGUCUCUGAGCGCCUGGAGGGCAACCCGCAAACAAAUCAGCGAGCAGAACUCACCGCCAUCCUUCGAGCCCUCGAGGCCACCUCGGUCACGCAAGACGUCCAAAUCUGGACUGAUAGCAAAUACUCAAUUAACUGCGUAACGACAUAUUAUAAAAGGUGGGAGACCAACAAUUGGAAGACACAGGGUGAAGAUGUCAAGAACCAGGACUUGAUUAAGGCGAUACGCGAACAUCUCAGCAGGCGAGAUGCUGCAGGAACGAUAACGAGUAUCAACUGGUGCAAGGGCCACAGCAACAACCCGGGCAAUGAAGCUGCGGAUGAGCUCGCCGUCGCCGGUGCGAGGAAGCCUUUGCCGACGAAAUCAAGAAGAAAGCUCAAGUGA
Colletotrichum orchidophilum is the source of this 1236-nucleotide messenger RNA. RefSeq lists its product as uncharacterized. Gene Ontology annotation, molecular function: nucleic acid binding; RNA-DNA hybrid ribonuclease activity. Lineage: Eukaryota; Fungi; Ascomycota; Sordariomycetes; Glomerellales; Glomerellaceae. The transcript is spliced from 3 exons. The record is from RefSeq and is a predicted model, not a curated record. The coding region runs from base 1 to 1236 and encodes 411 amino acids. Gene Ontology annotation, biological process: DNA replication, removal of RNA primer.